Messenger RNA from Monopterus albus (swamp eel), 5385 nucleotides. RefSeq names its product HHIP-like protein 1. Lineage: Eukaryota; Metazoa; Chordata; Actinopteri; Synbranchiformes; Synbranchidae. The record is from RefSeq and is a predicted model, not a curated record. Gene Ontology annotation, cellular component: membrane. The transcript is spliced from 14 exons. Bases 1012 to 4137 code for a protein of 1041 amino acids.
UGCUGAAUGUGGGGGAGAGGUGGAAAGUUGCAGCUUUAGGGCUGUGUAGACCACAUGCUAUGGCAAGGAAUGCCUGUGUCUUUGUAGGAGACUGAAAGAGCAAAUGCAAAGGAGUGAGGAAAAGGAGGAGAGAAGUGAAGAGGGAGGGAUCUAAAGAAAGGCUGCAGCGUGGCUCUGUGUCUGAAUGAAAGAACCUCUCUCUCCCACUCUCCGUCUGUUUGUAUGGCUUAUGUCUGCUGCAGCAAGUGACCAUAUGCCCAGAACAAACACAACAGGACUCUCAAGCUGGAAGUGAAUACUGUGCAGAAACAUCGCCUGAGGACACAACUUUAACUUUUUAAUGCUUUUUGAAUGUUUCCCCCUUUUUUCUAAAAUGCUGGAUUGCAACAUGUUUUGAUGAUUGCUUCCAGAAAAAUACUUAUUUUUGAGAACGCAUCACAUCAUGGAUGUUAAGUUUCAAAAACUGGAAGAUUUGAAAACCUUAUCUCCUUUAAGAAUUUGUGUUGAUCUUUAGAAACUGACUGAAGCUGUCUACACCAACAAGACACUGGGACACUGGAUCGGCCAACCAAAUGCAGGUCUCCUCAACAUCAAAAUAAUUUACAGGAUCUGGAUCAGUGUGAUCUUACCUUACCUAAUUUACACACUUCACUGGAGGAACCAGAACAGUCCUGAGUGCUUUGUAGGUCUCUGGCCAACUUGCAAGCAGGUGUGAUGCUGGCUCAGCGUGUGUUUGAUACACACACUCACUCUUCUACACAGACACACAUGGUUGCCUGAAACCGCAGAGACCAAGAUAUUAAAUGAGGACAUCUGAUACUCUAAACUCUUAUAGAGAAUCUAACGUUGGGUCUCACACUUGCAUUUGACAUAUGCUGGUGGUUAUGUAACAUGUACAUCGGCUUCCUGUUUCUUACACAUUAUACUGAAAUAUCUCAAGUUGCUUUGGUUUACUGCAUUAUUAGGUGAAAAGCCAAACUAUCCCGAGCUAAAAUACAGCAUCUUUAGACCAUGACAUUACACAUCUGCAGUUUGGUACCCCAUCACAUCCUGGAGCAGGACUCCCUCCACCGUGUCCUUCUGCCCUUGCUGUUGUUGCUCCUCCAUGCUUGGCGGGGGAGCUGUCACCCCCAAUGUUUGGACUACAAGCCUCCGUUUGAGCCUCGGCAGCCACUGGGAUUCUGCAAGGAGUAUUCCAAGUUUGGAUGCUGUGAUCUGGAGAAGGACAGGGAAAUAGCAUUCAAGUUUGCCACCAUCAUGGACAACUUUGACCAUUUAGGUUACAACACCUGUGGCAAGUACAUACGCAGCAUCCUCUGCCAGGAGUGUUCUCCAUACGCUGCCCACCUGUAUGAUGCUGAAGAUGCCAACACACCUAUGAGGAUGUUGCCCGGAUUGUGUGGUGAUUACUGCUUCGACUAUUGGCAUCAGUGUCGGUACAGUCUCAGCCUCCUCCUGGAGGACUUGGGUAACCCACAGCAGUUUUCAAACCUGACUUCAACAAUAGAAGAAGAUCGCAGGAGGUUCUGUGACUUUUUGGAGCUGAAAGAUAAACAGUACUGCUAUCCCAAUGUGUUGACAAAUGCAGAGCUAAACGUCAACCUUGGCUUAGUACGUGAAGAUCCUAAAGGUUGUCUGGAGUUAUGUUUAGAGGAAAUUGCCAACGGGCUCCGUAACCCUGUGGCCAUGAUCCACGCAGAUGAUGGAACACAUCGCUUCUUUGUUGCAGAGCAGCUGGGUUAUGUAUGGGUGUAUUUGGCCAAUGGCUCCAGGAUUGAUCGUCCUUUCCUCAACCUCACCAGGGCUGUCCUUACAACGCCAUGGGCUGGAGACGAGAGGGGAUUUCUCUGCAUAGCUCUCCAUCCAAGGUUUACCACGGUCAGAAAAGCCUAUGUCUACUACUCUGUGUCUGUCAGAAAGGAGGAGAGGAUACGUAUCAGCGAGUUCACAGUGUCAACACAUGAUGACAACCAACUAGACCACUCAUCUGAGAGAACCAUUCUUGAGGUGGUAGAGCCAGCAUCCAAUCAUAAUGGAGGACAGCUUCUGUUUGGCCAGGACGGGUAUCUGUACAUCUUUAUUGGUGAUGGUGGGCGAGCCGGGGACCCAUUUGGAAAGUUUGGCAAUGCACAGAACAAGUCGACCCUUCUUGGCAAGGUGCUGCGUGUUGAUGUUGACAACAAUGAUGAUGGUGCCCCGUACAGCAUUCCCUCAGACAACCCGUUCCUGGGGGAAAAUGAAGCUCGACCUGAGAUUUAUGCCUAUGGAGUGCGCAACAUGUGGCGUUGCUCCAUUGACCGUGGUGACCCCGCUACAGGCCGAGGCAGAGGCCGGAUGUUUUGUGGUGAUGUGGGCCAGAACAAAUAUGAAGAGGUGGACCUUAUUGUCAAAGGGGGAAACUACGGAUGGAGGGCCAAAGAGGGCUUUAGCUGCUACGAUAACAAACUCUGUCAAAACUCAUCUCUAGAUGACGUCUUGCCUAUAUUUGCUUACCCUCACAAGUUGGGCAAAUCAGUGACAGGAGGAUACAUCUACAGAGGCUGUCAGAUGCCCAACCUCAAUGGACUCUACAUCUUUGGGGAUUUCAUGAGUGGGCGUUUGAUGUCUUUGAAGGAGAAUGUCACAGGUGAAUGGCAGUACAAUGAGAUUUGCAUGGGCAGAGACCAGACGUGCAGAUUCCCUAGACUCAUCAACAACUAUCAUAAAUACAUCAUCUCUUUUGCUGAGGAUGAGGCAGGUGAACUGUAUUUCUUAGCCACACGAGCCCCGAGUGCCGCAGCCAGAGCAGGAGUCAUCUAUAAGAUAGUGGAUCCAUCCAGACGAGCACCACCAGGAAAAUGCAGCAUCAAGCCUUCGCCUGUUAAGAUAAAGGGAAAGCUGAUUCAUUUCCGCCCCAAAGAAGAGUUCGUAGUUAAUAAGAAACCGACCACCACACCUGUUCCGACGACGACCACAAGAAAACCUACUACUACAACAAGAAAGUCACCACGAAAACAUAUAAGGAUAAUAAAGCCACCAAUGCCAACAAGAAAAACAACGAGAAAAACGCAACUACCAUCACCACCAACGACGGCAACACGAAGCACAUUACAGACAACAAGAAAAACAACAGUGAGAAAGACAACCUUACCGCCAACUAUAAAAGCAACAGCAAUGAUAAAAACAACCUCAGCCACAACAAUAAAACCAACAACUGUCAAGAUGGCCAUGGCAACAACUCCCGCCCCAACCACACCCACUGGUAGGCCUACUGGUGCACCUGGUUACCAAACCAGCCCCAUUGGUUACCCAACUCCUAAGUCAGCUGUUAAUCCGAGCACUAAACCGAUUGUUAGGAUUAACAGUAAACCUACCAGCAGAGCAGUGCAUGCCGUGCCGCGAGGAGAAGCCACCAGCAUCAGACCAGGUUAUCGCACAUCGCCUGUCACCUCCUCUAGGAUCGCUCAAACCCCAGUCAUCAUGACAGCUCAACCAAGGAGGCCUCUUCAGCACCCAUCUAGUACUACCCCUCAACCUUUAACCUCACCACAGCCUUCUGCAUCCACAACACCUCUGAAACGACAUUCUAUGGCUCUGACCUCUGCAUGUUACCCUGAGCGUCUUGGAGUGUUGACCACACCACAACCAUCAUAUUGGAGCCACAAGCCCCAGAGACCACCAACCAACACCACAUUGCCUAAAGCACAGGAAGAGAAGCUGUGGCUGGGAGAGAAACUUGACAGACCUGGGGAGGGCAAUCAGAUAUAUAAGAGGCCCAGAGGACGUGGCAGAGGUCACGGUUACAAAAGAGGAAGAAGAGGGAGAAGGCUGAGGGUUGGCUCAGUGCGGCUGGUGAGCACCGAUGGUUUAUCAGAUCGAGGUAGAGUGGAGAUCUUUAUCCGAGGGGAGUGGGGAACAGUGUGUGAUGACCUUUUCACUAGCAAGGCAGGCACAGUGGUGUGUCGACAGCUCGGCUUUGCGACGGCGCUGGCAGUGAUGAAGAGGGCUGCGUUGGGGGAGGCACACAGCAGCGUCAGAAUCUUUCUGGAUGACGUGGAGUGUGACGGCGGGGAGAGAUCACUACUGGAGUGCAAGAGAGCCAUGGUUGGGAAACACGACUGCUCACAUGAGGAAGAUGUAGGGGUGAUCUGCGGCUAGCGCAGAGGGGUUAAAAGUAAAGGUAUAGGAAGACAGUGGAGUAAUGUAUAGUACUGUCACACACAGGAAGUGACAGGAUUGGGAAGAAUCAAGCACAGAAGAAGAGAGUAUUUGCAGAAUUUACAGUAUUAUAGAUUAUUACAGACCUUACACUUUAAGCAACAAUGUCAGUGACAUCACGUUGCUUUAUUUUUUCAUGUUUACUUGUUUUACAUUCAGUAGUGUGGCUCCGUUUCUAGAUUCCAGCCCCUUGCUAAAUGCCAAAUGUCCGUCUAACAUUGCCUUAAAAUACUUUCUAUGCACUUUUAACAAAGGGCAGAGGAGAAUGCCCCUUUCUCUGGCUUAGUCUGAUUUAUUUGAAGGGAGUUUCUCUUGAAUCUAAUCAGCCUGCUAAUUAUUAAACUAAAUUAAACAUUUUAGUUUAGCUGCUGACAUUUUCUAAGCCUACUCACUCUUAAGCCUUGUGUAAUGUUUUGGUAAAAUCAACAUUCACGGCAGCAAUCAAACUAAAUCAAGUCAUUUCAGUGACUUCAGUGAAAUGUGGCUUGGCUUGUAAAUUCAUACCACCUACCAUCCAAAUUUAUAACACUUUGCACAAAUUGUACAGAAGAAACAAGGCAUCCACUUCACCACUUAAACCACAUCUACUCCUAAUAGUAGUGACACCGGCUGGAUGGGACAACUAAUGUUCCCUUGAAAUAUCUGGUAUAACUGUGUGGUUAUUGAACAAGAGUCCAAAAUAUUUAAAAGGACCCUCGAGUGCAUUUUGAUGUGUCACGUUCUAGUGUGACCUGGCACACUUACUGCCAAACUGAUCCAUUUUUAAAUCAAUCGAGACAAUGCAAAGCAGUAACCUUAAAAAGAGCCUUAUUGGAAAAGUGCAACUAGUGAUACUGACUAGAGUGUAGAUUUCAGGGGUGUUGAUUGUUCAGUUAAGCACAAAUUUUUCAUAAAAAAUGUUUAUUUAUUCAAUAUAAACUGAGUUAGCUGAGAAACUUUAAUGCCAUUCCAGUGGCUCUGUUCAGAUAUUCACUAUGGAAAAAAGGCACCCAAAUCUGUUAAAAAAAAGUCAACUGUGUUCUGAGAAGAUAUUUGUAUUUUUGUAUUGAAUCAUUUCGGCAGGACUAUUUUCUAUGUGGAUUUCAAUACCUUCUUGAAUGUAGUUUUAAGAUGAUGUUUUAUAAAGGAAAUGCUGGACAUUCUGUACAAUGAAUGUAAUAAAAUGCCUCCAGAGUUAUAUAAAGAUAA